CUAAUCUCAAGUUUACUGAACCGUUAUCAAGGAUUCCAAAUUACCUCAUUUAAAUUCUUGGUUUAGUCUUGCUCUGUUAUUGCUGUUGAACAAGUGUGUUAUUUAUUGUUGAAGAAUGUUAGCCAACAUUCUAUGUAUGAUCUUAUUGGUACUACCAUUCACCAAAUCUCUGGAUAAUGGUUUAGCACGCACUCCGCCCAUGGGUUGGAUGCACUGGCAAAGAUUCAGAUGCGUAACUGACUGUGCCGCCUAUCCAGACGACUGUAUUAGUGAGAAACUUUUCCGUGAUAUGGCAGACCAUAUGGUGUCAGAUGGUUUUAAAGAUGCUGGCUACGAAUAUGUUAUGAUCGAUGAUUGUUGGGCUAGUAAGGAAAGGGAUAAUGUUACUGGAAGGCUCCAGCCCAAUCCCGAUAGGUUUCCUAGUGGAAUAAAAGCUCUGGCAAAUUAUAUUCACGAUAAAGGGUUGAAAUUUGGUAUAUAUGCAGACUACGGUACAUUAACCUGCGCAGGUUAUCCAGGAAGCAUUGAUCACCUGGAACUAGAUGCGCAAACUUUCGCCGAUUGGGGAGUGGACUAUUUAAAAUUCGACGGGUGUAAUUCGGAUGUUAUGACAAUGGAAAGUGGUUAUUCUCUUAUGUCAGCAUACUUGAACGCCACUGGUCGACCGAUUGCUUAUUCUUGUAGUUGGCCCGCUUAUCAGGAACCUAUAGGAAUUCAUCCAAACUAUGAACAAAUGUCCAAAGUGUGCAACUCGUGGCGAAACUGGGACGACAUUGACGAUUCCUGGGGCAACGUGACGAAUAUUUUGAGUUGGUUCAGCAAGAAUCAAGACAGGAUUGCUAAAUAUUCCGGGCCCGGCCAUUGGAACGAUCCUGACAUGCUAAUUAUCGGUAAUUAUGGUUUGAGCUACGAACAAGCCAAAUCGCAAAUGGCUAUUUGGUCUAUAAUGGCCGCUCCACUGAUAAUGUCAGUAGAUUUGAGAACCAUUGAAGCCCAGUUCAGAGAUAUUUUACUAAACAAAGAAGUGAUUGCGAUAAAUCAGGAUUCUUUAGGGGUGCAAGGCAGAUUGGAGCUAACUAAAGACAAAAUUGACUUUUGGAUUAAACCGAUUAAACCAAUUGUAGAUGAUUAUUUAUCAUAUGCUAUUGGUUUGCUUAGCAAUCGUGUGGAUGGGUAUCCGUAUCGUGUCAAUUUUACUUUGUCCGACUUGAACUUGGUCAAUGGGAAUGGAUACAUGAUUAGGGAUAUUUACGACUCUGUGACUAUUGGUGAAAUAAUAAAGCCUGACGACGUUCUUUUUAUCAGAGUCAAACCAUCUGGAACUGUUCUUCUGACCGCUACACCAUUGUCGUCAUCGAAGACUGUUACUAGAAUAUAAUUUUUGAAAUUUUCAACAUAAAAAUGUUGUACCUAGUUUAAAUUUUUGGGCUUAUUUCAUGACCCUACCCAGAAUACAAAAUAACUGAUGUGUCUGAAUUCUUAAGUAUUAAAUUUCU
Messenger RNA from Ceutorhynchus assimilis (cabbage seed weevil), 1496 nucleotides. NCBI's taxonomy places the organism in Eukaryota, Metazoa, Arthropoda, Insecta, Coleoptera, Curculionidae. The record is from the annotation of a GenBank genome assembly.